GGGUUUCAUUCGUUGGCUUUGUUGGCUGUAUGCGAUGCAACAUAUAGGUUUACCUACGUCGAUGUUGGAGCAUACGGAAGUGAAGGAGACUGUAAUAUAUUCAGGAAUUCGCAAUUUGGGAGAAAUGACCUAAAUGAUCGACUCCCCUUCCCGGCCAAUGCAAUGUUAAAUGGAGUAUCAUUGCCGUUAUUUUUUGUAGCGGAUGAUGCAUUUCCGCUUUGCAAAAGAAUUAUGAAACCUUGUCACCUCCCCCUUGAGGGGGGGGCCAUUUUUGUUUCCAUUCCGUGCGGCGACUUUGUCAGCUGUUUUGCAGCUAUCGCGAGGCCGUCGGACGUGUGCAGGUUACAACCUUUCAACAAUAAGAACAUGCCUACCGAGGAGGUGAUUUACAAUUAUCGUCUUAGUCGAGCAAGGCGGUGCAUAGAAAACGCGUUCGGACUGCUUUGCACGAAAUGGGCAUGCCUGAAGAAGACUUUAUAUUGUGGCCCCGAUAGAGCUCAGAAGAUUAUGGCAGCAUGUUGCAUGCUAACUUUUUGAUUGAGGAAAAAUCGGUUGUGUACUGCCCACCUGGUUAUAUGGACAAGCUCGAUGCCAUGGGAAACAUAGUAGAAGGAGAGUGGCGAAAUCGAGUUAAUGAGAAUUCGCUGUUCCACUCUUCGGUUCCAGCGAGUGUCGGCAGAGCUCCAGAUUACGCGAAAUAUGUGAGAAACAACUUGAAAGAAUACGUCAAUUCUGAAUUCGGUUCUUUACCGUGGCAACAAAGAGCAGCGUACAUUUAAUUUUUACGAACCUAUGUUGUAGACUAAGUACUCCCUUGUAUACCAUAUCAAAUAUAUGAUUAUAUCGCUUAAUAAUAAUAAAAAAUAAUAUAAA
This is a messenger RNA of Armigeres subalbatus, 873 nucleotides long. RefSeq lists its product as uncharacterized. NCBI's taxonomy places the organism in Eukaryota, Metazoa, Arthropoda, Insecta, Diptera, Culicidae. The annotation marks the transcript as partial. The transcript is spliced from 2 exons. The record is from RefSeq and is a predicted model, not a curated record.